AUGCUGCGACGAGUCCUCUCCCCUAUCGGCGUCGUCUCGUGUUUGCUGGUGUUGCAAGCGUGUCACGCGCGGGAACCGAGCGUUUUACGCGUUCGUCGCGAUGGCGAAAUGACGGAGGACAACGCGCCGGAGGAUUCGACGACGACCGUUCAGAAUUCGAGCGAUCAAGAUUCGGAGAGCGACCUGGCGCCGGCAGCUACGGGUCAUCAGGGUCAUCAUCACGAGUCGGGGGGCGGUCAGAGUCAUCGGGCGGAUCAUCACGAGGAGCACGCCGCGAAAGGAGACAAAGGAUACAAGAGUCAUCAUCAUCACGAUAAGAACGACAAGGGUGAACACGAUAAAGAACACCACUCCGGCCACCACGAGGAGCAUGGAGGUCACAAGAAAGGUCAUCACGACGAGCACGAGAAGUACGGGGAGCAUCACGAAGGCGAGAAGGGACACAAGGGCGGGAAAUUCGGGGAGAAGAAGGGGCACAAGAAGGGGCACAAAACCAAGGGCUAUCACAACAAGUUCCACAAGGACGAGUAUCACAAGGAGCACAAGUUCUACGACGACUACCAUAAAGGAGGCCACCAUAAGAAGCACGGGGACUUCCACGGGCACCACGAGAAGAAGGAGGGUGAACACAAGAAGGGCGGUCAUCAACAUUCCGGUUAUCACGAGGACCAUCAGGGCAAGAAGGGACACCACGAUAAGGGCCACGUUGACGAACAGCAUAAGGGUCAUCAUGGCAAGCACGGUCACGACGAUCAUUAUAGCCAUCAUGAUUCUUACGGGAAGAAGGGUGACCAACAAUCUGGGAAGAAGUUUGGGUACGGCAAGGGGCACAAAGGCUGA
Colletes gigas is the source of this 840-nucleotide messenger RNA. Its product is annotated as histidine-rich glycoprotein-like. The transcript has a single exon. Bases 1 to 840 code for a protein of 279 amino acids. Lineage: Eukaryota; Metazoa; Arthropoda; Insecta; Hymenoptera; Colletidae. The record is from RefSeq and is a predicted model, not a curated record.